Chaetomium fimeti is the source of this 796-nucleotide messenger RNA. RefSeq names its product 60S ribosomal protein L32. NCBI's taxonomy places the organism in Eukaryota, Fungi, Ascomycota, Sordariomycetes, Sordariales, Chaetomiaceae. Gene Ontology annotation, biological process: translation. Gene Ontology annotation, cellular component: ribosome; cytosolic large ribosomal subunit. Bases 142 to 537 code for a protein of 131 amino acids. The transcript has 5 exons. The record is from RefSeq and is a predicted model, not a curated record. Gene Ontology annotation, molecular function: structural constituent of ribosome.
CGCGCACUGACCACUCAGCCUUAACAAUUUUCGCACAACCCUAAGCCCACCAGCUCGACCAAAUUCUGGAAUUUUUCCCAAGGUAGGUCCCGACCGUGACGACGCCAAAUUCGACCAUCACCCGACAACAAUACCGUCAAGAUGGUUGCCGCCAAGAAGCACAUCCCGAUCGUGAAGAAGCGCACUAAGCGCUUCAUGCGCCACCAGAGCGAUCGCUUCAAAUGUGUCGACGCGGCGUGGCGCAAGCCCAAGGGUAUUGACAACCGGGUCCGGAGACGCUUCAGGGGCACUCUGGCUAUGCCCUCGAUCGGCUAUGGCUCCAACAAGAAGACCCGCCACAUGAUGCCCUCGGGCCACAAGGCUUUCCUCGUCAGCAACGUCCAGGACGUCGAGCUGCUCCUUAUGCACAACAAGACCUACGCCGCAGAGAUCGCCCACAACGUCUCCUCGAGGAAGCGGGUCGACAUCAUCGCGCGGGCGAAGCAAUUAGGUGUCAAGGUCACCAACGCGAAGGCGAAGGUCACGACGGAGGUCUAAACGGCAACCAACAGUCAUGGGGCAACUUCUUUCUGUGUUUUGGAGCAUCUCAGGCGGUCUCAGGGAAAGGUCUGCUAUUUGUCUGCGAUUGCCUAGCACCCACCCAAGCUAGUGAAUACAAUUGCGACCUCCUUCGUCACGGGCAAACAGGCAAUAACCGACGUCGGCUGAUCGGGUCCCCUCUGAGCCUCACUGGGACGAUGUUUGGGGGAUCGAGCGGCGGCGAGUUGACGGACCACAUGCGAGAUGGUAACAAAUC